Messenger RNA from Maniola jurtina (meadow brown), 961 nucleotides. RefSeq names its product 39S ribosomal protein L46, mitochondrial (gene mRpL46). Gene Ontology annotation, molecular function: structural constituent of ribosome. Bases 131 to 904 code for a protein of 257 amino acids. The record is from RefSeq and is a predicted model, not a curated record. The transcript is spliced from 6 exons. Lineage: Eukaryota; Metazoa; Arthropoda; Insecta; Lepidoptera; Nymphalidae. Gene Ontology annotation, cellular component: mitochondrial large ribosomal subunit.
CAAUGUCAAAUCAGAAAAAAAAACAUAAAAGUAACCUAAAAUCACUUAAAAUAAUUAGAAAAUAAGUUUUAAAUAAGAUACCUUUAUAUAAAACUAAAGGCUUAAGCGCCAUUCCAUUGGUCUCCUUAGAAUGCUUUUAAGAAAACUUAUUGUUGCUGAAGUUUUUUUAGGGCACAAAGUUAUUACUAGAGCAAAAUCAUCAUGGGAUAUUGUAGCAGGUGUGUGCAUUGAACGCUUACCAGUUGUGACCCCACCUCUUAAUGAAAUUCAAAAGAAGUUCAAAGACUUGUUAUGGACAAUUGAAAUUGAAAAAAGUCUUAAAUCAGACCAUGAAUUGAGACAUGAAAGUGAUAAGGUUCAAGCAGAGCUGCUUAAGAAUGAAGCAGUGGAUGUGGACUUGGAUACUGUAAGCAAAAUAACUGCUCAGGAUUUUGAGGAUGCUUCCACUGAUGAAUUGAAUCAGUUCAAGUUUGCAGAUAUCAUAACAGAAGCGGAUAAAAAAGGAAUAAAAAGUACCCCUGAUAGAUGUCUCCAAAGGCAUCUGGUACUAGUUACAAAUCAGAAACUUGGAAAUGAUGUUAAAACUAUCUUGCCACAGGGAUUGUGGCGGGAAGGAGAAACUCUACGACAGACUGCAGAGCGAGUAUUGUCAGAGCAGUGUGGCUCUGAACUAAAGGUGAAAUUCCUCUCAAAUGCCCCAUGUGGUUUCUAUAAGUACAAAUACCCUGCAGAAAUCAAUGGAAAAUCUGGUGCUAAGGUAUUUUUCUACUACGCAAAUUACAACGACGGCGAAGUCGACAAAAAAUCGAAACCUAAUUGGUUAACAAGAAAUGAAUUGACUGAAAUAUUACCUGAAAAGUACAAUAAAACAGUCCAAGGCUUCCUAAUAGAAGAGACGUAUUAGUUUACUGUGUAAUCUAUUUAUUUAAGUUCUAUCGAUAAUAAACUUUAUAUAGUUAGA